Molecule: messenger RNA, 1692 nt
Organism: Cladophialophora yegresii CBS 114405
Lineage: Eukaryota; Fungi; Ascomycota; Eurotiomycetes; Chaetothyriales; Herpotrichiellaceae
Exons: 2
Coding region: 1-1692 (563 amino acids)
Biological process (GO): transmembrane transport
Molecular function (GO): transmembrane transporter activity
Source: RefSeq, a predicted model, not a curated record
AUGGAGUACGCCGAAGAGCUACCAGGCACUCGCCGCAUUUUCGAUACAGAGGGAAAGCCAUUGUAUCCAGGAGAUCCUUCGCUGAAGAGAGAUGGCGACAUUGUGUUGGUGCCUCAGCCAACCGACUCUCCCAAUGACCCUCUUCAGUGGUCGAAGCCACGCAAGAUAUGGCAUAGUUUCCUCGUCUGUUUCGUCACAGCGCUGACCGCCGCCACAUCCAACGACGCUGGCGCCGCCCAGUACAAUGAGAACCUUGAGCUCGGCAUCAGCUAUGGCUCCUUCAAUACGGGUGCUGGGAUUCUGUUUUGUGGGAUCGGAUACUGGACACUACUGUCUUCCCCAGCGGUUUUUCUUUAUGGUCGCCGCAUCCUCUACCUGAUAGGCAUGACAUGGGGUUUCAUAGGGGGUAUAUGGUUCGCCAGAGGUCAGAGCACAAGCGAUGCCCAAUGGAACCAGCUCUUUGUCGGCGCGUCCGAAUCAGUCGCCGAAGCAACCGUGCAGUUGUCGUUGAUGGAUCUGUGGUUUCAGCACCAGCGUGGCUCAGUGCUCGGUGUUUAUGUGUUAGCAACCAGUAUCGGCACGUAUCUCGGACCUUUGAUUGCCAGCUACAUUGCAGACAGCAGUCUCGAUUGGAGAUGGAUCGGGUAUUUUGGAGCAAUCAUCUCUGGCGGGACUUUCUUUGUCCUUCUCUUCGGCCUUGAAGAGACCACGUUUCACAGGGAUCGAUACGUGGUCAAUGACGGAGACAGGUACCUGAUUGAUGGCGUCAACAGGAACAGUUCCACCUCUGCAGGGCUAGAAGGAGAGUCGACGGACAAAGAGAAAAUUCCCGAUCAGCCAGACGAACCACAGGCUGGAUCACCACGUCGACGUUCUGUUGCUGAAGAGCGACUUGCAGCUGAGGAUCGACCGAAACCGUAUUGGCGACGCAUUGCGAUUAUUACUCCAGCCCCGAAUUUGCGCGGAUUCGGAUUCAAGCAGUACUUUCGGCGGUUGUUCCACACCCUGCGCAUCUUCACAUUCCCCGCAGUUUUGUAUUCGGGCCUGCAAUGGGGAGCGCAAGAUGCCUGGCUUACCUUCUAUCUGACAGUGGAGGAGGAUAACUGGUAUGGUCCGCCGUGGUACUACAGUGAUGCUGCUGAUGGGCUCAUGAACGUGCCGUGUUUGAUUGGCGCCGUGAUCGGAGCCACAUAUGGUGGCUGGCUCAGUGAUAAAUUCAUGAUUUGGAUGGCCAAGAGGAACGGCGGCGUUAGCGAAGCUGAGCAUCGACUUUGGCUCAUGUAUCCGUGUGCCGCCAUUUUCCCCACUGGUCUGUGGCUGUUCGGGAUUGGAACCAGCUAUGGCUGGAGAUGGCCUGCCCCAUAUGUUGGUCUCGGCUUCAUCGGUUUCGGAUGGGGUUGCGCCGGGGACUUGAGCAUGGCGUACCUGAUGGAUGCGUAUCCCGACAUGGUCUUGGAAGGCAUGGUUGGUGUAGCGACAAUCAACAAUUCAAUCGCGCUGGUCUUCACCUUUACCGCCUCCGACUGGAUCGAAGCAAGCGGUGUUCGCAACACAUUUAUUGCUAUCGGUGUCCUGGCAUUCGUGUUCAUCAUGACGACCCUGCCCAUGAUGAUCUGGGGGAAGGCCUCUCGACGGUGGACUAGGGACCGGUAUCAGCGAUUCCUGGAGAUCCGUGACGGUUUUGAGACUUAG